Molecule: messenger RNA, 2005 nt
Organism: Lentinula edodes (shiitake mushroom)
Lineage: Eukaryota; Fungi; Basidiomycota; Agaricomycetes; Agaricales; Omphalotaceae
Product: guanine nucleotide binding protein, alpha subunit
Exons: 11
Coding region: 337-1923 (528 amino acids)
Biological process (GO): adenylate cyclase-modulating G protein-coupled receptor signaling pathway
Cellular component (GO): heterotrimeric G-protein complex
Molecular function (GO): G protein-coupled receptor binding; GTPase activity; guanyl nucleotide binding
Source: RefSeq, a predicted model, not a curated record
GUACAUUUGAAUCCGCUUCAACUUGCUUACUCUACUUACUGUGCUGGUUCAGGUCCUGGAAUCUGCUUCACGCUUCCGAGCUGAUAUGCUCUGUGUUUUGAGGUGCACCAGAAGACUUCAAACAAAAGAAAAUGUGCACUCAAUUGUCAUCAUCAGAAUCCUACUUGCAUCAAAUGAUAUCUCCAUAUCAAGUAUGUAUGUGUAUUCUACUUUCCACGGGUUUCUAUCCUUCGACGAUUUGACAGACGAUAUAAAUUCCGGAUCCGCCACGAUUUUCGUUGUCCCCCCCUUUUCUUUCUCUCUUCCAGCCUCUUCCCCGCACAACGCAGGACUGAUAUGAUCGCAGAGCCGGACCCUUUCGCAGAGUUCCUGCGCCCACCGUUGAACGAAACGCCGUCAGAACGAGCCACGAGGAGGAUACGUGAGGCAGAGGAGAAGCGCAUUAGCGACGCGAUAGACGAACAGAUCAGGCAAGAAAGGCAAAUUCUUCAGAAACAGAAGGAGUUGGUUAAAGUUCUACUACUUGGCCAAUCCGAGAGCGGAAAAUCCACGACUUUGAAAAACUUUCGUUUGGAGUAUGCCCGAGAAGAGUGGGAGGCGGAAAAAGCUUCCUGGAGAGCAGUGAUUCAACUCAAUCUCGUGCGGUCUAUCACUUCUAUUCUAGAUGCUCUGCAAGCCGAGAUCGACGGGGAGCCUCCCUCUACUAUUCUUGAUAACGACGAGCCAGAUACACCUGCCCAACCAAGGGGAUCAGUUGAUAUUCUUUCUGAGUUCAACGAUGCGGACUCUAAUCCAUCUACCCAACCAACGCUUUCUUCGGAGGAAAUACAGAGAUUUCAGUUAUUCCGUUUGAAGCUUGCCCCCCUACGCCGUGUCGAAAUGGAUUUGAAGUUGAGGCUCGGUGCGGCGACAGAGGAGGUAACAAGCAUGGAUGAGAUACCAGAAACUCAAAGCGACCCAGGAACGGAUAUCCACUCACUAGAGUCACCGGACUCCAGACAUAUGCUUCGUAUGCGGAAAAAUCGGCGGCGAAGGAUACAAGGAGAGGAAAUGGUCGUUCGGGGACUGAGAUGGAGAGAGUUUUUGACGUAUGGAAGAACUCGGAGUAUAUCAGGGAAGACUAGGGCAAGCUUCGAAUUCCAGGAAUCCACUGAAGGGGGCGCUGCUGAAAUUCUUUCUGGAUGCAAGGAGGACAUGAAGAGGCUCUGGCAGGAUGGAGACGUUCGAGGUAUCCUCAAAAGGCGUAAAAUGGAGAUGGAAAACAAUGCAGGAUUCUUUCUCAAUGAUAUUGACCGGAUCGCGACACUCUCGUAUCUUCCAUCUGACGAUGAUGUUGUCCGUUCGAGGCUCAGAACUGUCGGAGUGCAAGAAUACCGCAUUUUUGUGGAUACAACGAACACAUUGAAUCUGAAAGCUAGGCCGAGGCGCGAGUGGGUCCUCUACGAUGUAGGGGGGUCCAGAACCAUGCGCCGCGCCUGGAUCCCCUAUUUUCAAGAUGUCAACGCUAUCAUAUUCCUUGCUCCCAUAUCUGGUUUCGAUGAGGUCCUCCUCGAAGAUCCUUCGGUCAAUCGCUUGAACGAUUCUGUAGGGUUAUGGAAGGCAAUAAUCUCCUCAAGGCUGCUUCAACAUACCACGAUGGUGUGCUUCCUGAAUAAGUGCGACAUUCUCAAACGGAAAUUGAGAAGCGGGAUCCAAUUUCGAAACUUUGUUCGGGAUUAUGGGAGUCAACCGAAUGAUAUAACGCCCAUUGCAAAGUUCAUUAAAGAUCGAUUCCGAAAUAUUGCAAUCAAAUACUCUAAUCAGCAGAGGACAACGUAUAUAUAUACUACUUCUGUUACGGAUACAAAAGCAACUGCUACUACGUUGAGAUCGGUUCGAGACAGUAUCUUCAGGGAGAAUCUUGCUUCAGCUCAAUUUGUAUAAUUUAUUCUUCUUUACUACUUGUAAAUUUCCCCUUGUAACGCCUAUUGGAACUGAAACAAUUCCUUUCCGAGAAUCCUCGGGC